Molecule: messenger RNA, 724 nt
Organism: Drosophila willistoni
Lineage: Eukaryota; Metazoa; Arthropoda; Insecta; Diptera; Drosophilidae
Exons: 2
Coding region: 93-482 (129 amino acids)
Source: RefSeq, a predicted model, not a curated record
UUUCAAAUAAUUUUUGAUGAGUAGAUUGAAUUUAAUUCAAUAUUACUUUUAGCCACACAGAGUUGGCAAACCGAACGAGACACCCAAUUAAAAUGAGUUUUGCCAUGACGCGUAAAUUUCUUCUGCUGCCCUUCAAGCGAGCCUGUGAUGCUGCGCUGCCAACAACUGUGGCAUCCACACCCAAGGCGACAGCAGCAACAAUGAUGCAAAUUGGAGCCGGUGGACAGUUGCAACAAAUACGUCAUCAUGGCCCAAUUGCCGGGCCACCACGAUUCCCCCUAUCAACUGGACAGCGUCUCAUCAUGGGUUGGGGCUCUAUAUUGGCAAUGAUGAUCAUACCAUUUUGGGCACUAUCCCAAAUGCCACGCUGGUCCAAGCUGCACAACGGCAUCGAUCCGGAUGCGGAGGAGAGGGAGCGACAGGAGCUAUUGGAGCAGCAGCGUAUGGCUGAACAGGAGAUGGCAGAGGAGCAACAGAAAUAACAAGUAAAAGUAUUUCAAAACACAAAAAAAAAAAACAAAACCAAAGUUUAAACGGUGACUUCAAGUUAUAAGAUUCUUUUACUGGAUUUCAACACGUACACAACAAAUUUACACCUACACACACACACACACCAACAAACUUGAUUUUAAGUUUAUCAUCAGCAACAGCGUGGAAAUUGUUUCGCAAUGUGUUUCAUUGAAUUAAAAGCUACUAAAUGAACAUUAAAAAAAGUACUUUUAAA